Messenger RNA from Lagenorhynchus albirostris (white-beaked dolphin), 1368 nucleotides. Its product is annotated as membrane cofactor protein-like. The coding region runs from base 31 to 1209 and encodes 392 amino acids. The transcript is spliced from 11 exons. Lineage: Eukaryota; Metazoa; Chordata; Mammalia; Artiodactyla; Delphinidae. Gene Ontology annotation, biological process: negative regulation of complement activation, classical pathway. Gene Ontology annotation, cellular component: cell surface. The record is from RefSeq and is a predicted model, not a curated record.
GUCUCAGGUUUCCCGCUGAUUUUCCCAAAAAUGACGGCGUCUUGCGCGCCUCGCCGCGCGCCUUGCCAGGCACCUCCCGGCCGCCCAGAGAGUCCCCCUUUUCCUUGGUGCUGCGGCGGGAUUCUUUUGCUGUCUUUAGUGCUCCCGUUGCCCAUAUUCUCCGGUCCCUGUAUUGACCCACCAGUAAUGGAGAGUAUGAAGCUCAAGGGUGUCAUUAAACGCCAUUAUUAUUCUGGGGACAGAAUAAACUAUGAGUGUCGCAUAGGAUACUUUUAUGUGUGGCCUUAUCUCCUCUCAUCUACUUGUGAGCCUAAUGGCUCAUGGAGCCCUAUUGAAGAAGCAUGUUUAAGAAAAUCAUGUCCAAAUCCAGAAAUAAAGCAUGGUGAAGUAUAUGCCCCAAAUAAAACCUUUGAGUUUGAAUCAGAAGCUCACAUUUCUUGUAAUGAGGGUUAUUACUUAAGAGGAAAAAGCAUUCUAACUUGUAACCGUAUUGGAGGGAAUGUGCAUUGGAGUGAUAAGAUACCACAUUGUGAAAAGAUUUUUUGUGGACGACCUCCAGAAAUAAAACAUGGAAAACACACCAAUAGCUACAGGAAUAUAUUUGAAUAUAAUGAAUUAGUAACUUAUAGUUGUAAUCCUUCAAAUGGAUCAGAUGAAUAUUCGCUUGUUGGAGAGAGACAGCUUAUUUGUUCUGGACCUGGCAAAUGGAGUAGUGCUGCUCCUCUGUGUAAAGUGGUCAAAUGUGAACGUCCAGUACUCGAACAUGGAAUAAUGGUAUCAGGAAGUAGAAAAAAAUUUUCCUACCAAGCAGUGGUGAUAUUUGAAUGCCUCCAGGGUUUUUACCUUAAUGGCAGCAACCUAGUGUUCUGUGGUGGUAAUAAUACUUGGGAGCCUGAGAUGCCAAAGUGUAUUAAAGGUUACAAGCCUACUCAUCCAACCAAGACUCCACUUGCAAAAUAUCCAGGAUAUCCCAAUCCCAGCAAUGAAAUACUAUCACUUGAUGACUUUGAGGAUUUAGAUACAGGAAUCAUUGCUCUGAUUAUUCUUACUGCAAUUGUUGCUGUUGUAGUAGUUUGUACCUGCUUAUACAGAUGUCUUCACAGUGAGAGGAAAGAGGAGAAGGAUAUGAAAAAGAAGGAGAAGAAAGAGAAGAAGGAAAAGGAGAAAAAGGAAAACAAGAAGAAGGAGAAGGAGAAGAGAAGAAGAUGAAAGGGAAAAAGGAAGUUGGUGCCAGAUCCACCACUCACCAGAAAAAAACAACCAGUCGAUCAGUGCAGAAGCAAUAAUUAUUUUGCACAAACCCAUGUGUCAGUUUAUCUUUUGAUUCUAUUAAUAUGUUAAGAUCUACAGUAAAUUCAUACAGCAACU